This is a messenger RNA of Ilex paraguariensis (yerba mate), 183 nucleotides long. Lineage: Eukaryota; Viridiplantae; Streptophyta; Magnoliopsida; Aquifoliales; Aquifoliaceae. The record is from the annotation of a GenBank genome assembly.
AUGAUAGAGAGAGCCAGAGUUUCUCUCCAAGAAGUCAAGUAUUUGGCUUUGGAUGAAGCCGAUCGAAUGUUGGAUAUGGGUUUUGAGCACCAGAUAAGAAAAAUUGUUGAGCGGAUGGAGAUGCCUCCACUAGGUGCAAGGCAAACAAUGCUUUUCAGUGCAACAUUUCCAACUGAUAUACAA